CGAUCGCGGAGAUCGGCAAUCUUCCGAGGUUGCAUUCCAAAGUCGAGCGAGCAUGGGACGAGAGUCAACACCGCUGCUCGAGCACAAGAGUCUCGCCGAGACGUGCCCCGAGGACAGCGAUGGGUGGCGCGCAGCCGUCUUCUUUACGUGGCUCAACCCGAUCAUGGAGCUCGGGAGCUCGCGGCCGCUCCAAGCCGACGAUCUCUACGGACUCGAUCGCUGCAACCGUGCGACCGCCGUCGCCGUCGCCUUUGAGCAGCAGUGGGCGACGCAGCGGCAGCGUCCACGCCCUAGCAUUUUGCUCGCGCUCUUCCGAGCGUUCGGCACCAAGUUCCUCUGGGCCGGUCUCCUCCGCUUGGUGCGCGACACGCUGCAGUUCGUCGCGCCCUUUGUCAUCAAGCGCAUGAUCGCCUUCCUCCGCGACGACGACGCGCCCACGGCGAAUGGCUGGGAGCUCGUUGCGCUCAUCUUGGUCUCGGGCCUCAUCCAGUCGUUCUGCUUUCGCCAGUAUUUGUACUACUGCAAGGAAACCGGGCUCCAGAUCCGCAGCGCGGUCGUCACGGCCAUUUACGCCAAGUCGCUCAAGCUCUCGACCAAAGCACUCCAAGAGACGUCGACGGGCCAGAUCGCAAACUUGAUGUCGAUCGACGCCACUCGGCUCCAGCGACUCACACUGGACCUCCACACGAUCUGGGUCGUCCCGUACCUCCUCGUCAUUGCCUGCACCCUGCUGUACAACGAGCUCGGUGUUGCGUUCCUUGCGGGUCUUGGCGUCAUCCUCCUCGUCAUUCCAAUCACGACGCUCCUCUCCAAGAUCAUGCGGCGUCUCCAGUCGUCGCUGCUCGCCGUCAAGGACACGCGCGGCAAGCUCUGCUACGAAGUGCUUGCCGGCAUCAAGGUGCUCAAGCUCCAGGCGUGGGAGCUCAGCUUUGCGGACCGCAUCCUCUCGCUCCGCGACGCCGAGCUCGGCAUCCUCCGCAUCUACAUUGCGAUCCAAGCGGCUGCGACGUCGCUCUACACGGGCGUGCCGUCGCUGGUCGCCGCCGCGUCUUUGGGCGCGUACGUGCUCUUGGGCAACGAGCUGGACGUGAGCACGGCGCUGACGUCCGUCGCGCUCUUCAACGUCCUCCGGUUCCCGCUCUUCAAGCUGCCGCAAGUGCUCCACGCCGUCGUUGAGGCGUACACGAGUGCGACGCGGCUCGAGACGUUUUUAUCCGCGCCCGAGCGGACGCCGGUCGGGCCUGGCGCCUUGCGCUCGCCUGGCGUCGACAUGGAUGCAGCCAACUUUGGAGACCGGCUACGUGGCGUGUCCCUGCACGUGACGUCGCCGUCGCUGGUUGCAGUGAUCGGACCCGUGGGCAGCGGCAAGUCGACGCUGCUGCACGGCCUCUUGGGCGACGUCGACUGCAUCGACGGCCACGUGCACCGCUUGGGCGCCGUCGCGUACGUGAGCCAGCAGCCGUUCAUCCAGAACGCGAGCGUCCGCGCCAACAUUUGCUUUGGCCUGGCGUUUGACGCUGCGAGAUACGCCGACGCCGUUUACGCGAGCUGCUUGGAGCCCGACUUGCGCGUCUUGCCGCACGGCGACCUGACCGAGAUUGGCGAGAAGGGCAUCACGCUCAGCGGCGGCCAGCGCACGCGCGUAGCACUGGCGCGCGCCAUGUACAGUGACGCGGACCUUGUUUUGCUCGACGACGUUCUCGCGGCCGUCGACAGCCACGUGGGCGCCGACAUCUUUCAGCGCUGCGUGCGCGACCGGCUCGCGACCAAGAUCGUGUUGCUCGUGACCAACCAGCUCAGCGUCCUCGCGCACUGCGACCACCUUCUCGUGCUCGAGGCGGGUGCGGUCGUGCAAGCCGGGUCGUUCGCCGACCUCGCCCUCCAGUCGGAGGGACGUCUGGCCUCCAUGCUCGCGCAGUUUCAGCUCGGCGCGGGCCCCGUCGACACGCCACCCUCCACCGACGAUGAGGACGAUCCGAACAGCGACGGUAGCAGCCGUCACGAUGCAGCAUCGAAUGUGCAAGAGGCGACUACCUACACGCUUCCGGCUUUGCCACCAACAACGGCGUCGUCGUCGCUCAUCACGAAAGAGGACCGCGCCGUGGGCCACGUGCACCGCGACAUUUACCGCGUCUGGCUGCGCGCGUGCGGCGGCGUCGGGCUCGGUGCACUCGUCGUCGGUAUCUUUGUCGUCGCCCAAGCCAUGACGCUCGGCUCGACGCUCUGGCUCGCAGUCUGGUCGCAGCACGCAGCAGGUAACGAGGACGGCGGCGUCUACCUGAGCGUCUUUGUUGGUCUCAACCUCGCGUUCGUGGGCUGUCUCUUCUGUCGGUCGCUCGCGAUCUCGCUCCUCGGUCUCCGCGGGUCGCGCCGCCUCUUUGGUCAGCUCCUGCAAGCGCUUUUGCGGGCGCCCCUCGCCUUCUUUGACACAACGCCGCUCGGGCGCAUCGUCAACCGACUCUCGAAAGACGUCGACACGGCCGACGACGACCUGCCCUCGGCGUGGGGCAGCCUCGUCGCCACGUCGCUCACGGUCCUCUCGACGCUCGCGACGAUCGCGUACGUCACGCCGCUCUUUGGCUUGUGCUUGGCACCAAUCGGGUUGCUCUACUACCGCGCGCAGCAGUACUACAUUGCGACCUCUCGGGAGCUCCAGCGCCUCGAGUCGACGUCGCGGUCGCCGAUCCUCGCGCUCCUCACCGAAACCCUCGACGGUCUCUCGACGAUAUCGGCCUCGAGCGUCCAAGACGCGUUCCGACGCCGCCUCUUUACGGCGCUCGACGCCAACCAGCGCGCGGCGCUGCUCAACUUUGCGGUGGCGUGCUGGCUCGGGCUGCGUCUCGAGCUCGUGGGCACGCUCGUGGCCACCUUUGCGGCCUUGAGCGCGGUCGUUGCCAAGCCGUCGGGUUCGACCGAGUUUGCGGCGCUCGUCGGCGUCGCGCUCUCGUAUGCGUUCCAGAUCACGCGCAACCUCAACCUCUCGGUGACCACAUUGAGCGAGCUCGAGACCGACAUGGUGUCGAUCGAGCGCCUCGUCGCGUACACGCAGCUGCCGCCCGAAGCCGACUUGCGCGUGACGUCCGAUAGCGUCCUUCCCACCGCGUGGCCGCACGCGGGCGCUGUCACGUUCACCAACGUGCACCUGCGGUACCGUCCGGGCCUCCCGCUCGUGCUCCGCGGCGUCUCGUUUUCGAUUCGUGCGCGGGAAAAGGUCGGCGUCGUCGGACGCACGGGCGCCGGCAAGUCGAGCCUCGUGGUCGCGCUGCUCCGGCUCGUCGAAGUCGAAGCCGGUCACAUCGAGAUUGACGGCGUCGACUUGCGCACGCUCGGGCUCCACGACGUCCGCGACCGCAUCGCGAUCAUUCCGCAAGACCCCGUCCUCUUCUCCGGCACCGUACGUCGAUGGUCUCUUGGGGUAUGACGGGUGAGCUACUGCACGUAGGUGCGCUCCAACUUGGAUCCGUUCGACCGGUUCGACGACGAUGCGCUCUGGACGUCGCUCAAACGCGCGCACCUCGACACCAAGGUAGCAUGUCGAUUCAGCCUCUAGGAAUCGACGAUGGUAUCUGUAGGUGACGCGGCUCGACGCGAUCGUCGACGAGCGCGGCGUCAACUUUAGCGUCGGCGAGCGCCAGUUGCUGUGCAUUGCGCGCGCGUUGCUCCAAAAAGCGGCCGUGCUGCUCAUGGACGAAGCGACGGCGUCCAUCGACGCGGCCACCGACGCCGCGCUACAAGAGACGCUCCGCAACGAGUUUGGCACUUGCACGUGCAUCACGAUCGCCCACCGCAUCAACACGAUCCUCGACGCCGACCGGAUCCUCGUCCUCGACAACGGGGGCGUGGCCGAGUUUGACACGCCCGCGAACCUCCUCGCGACCCCCUCCGGCCUCUUUAGCAGCCUCGUGACGCAUUGGCGUCACGGCCAUGGCGAUGCGCCGGCCGUCGUCUAAUCUACAUCGUUGUUGAUUAUAUACUACGUGGAUGCGGGUGUAGUAGGGUUCGGGGUGGGUAGGGGUGUUGGCUACAAAUAGACUGCCCGGGAUGAAAAGCCA
Messenger RNA from Saprolegnia diclina VS20, 4052 nucleotides. RefSeq lists its product as hypothetical. Lineage: Eukaryota; Oomycota; Saprolegniomycetes; Saprolegniales; Saprolegniaceae. The coding region runs from base 53 to 3421 and encodes 1122 amino acids. The record is from RefSeq and is a predicted model, not a curated record. The transcript has 2 exons. Gene Ontology annotation, biological process: transmembrane transport. Gene Ontology annotation, molecular function: ATP binding; ATP hydrolysis activity; ABC-type transporter activity. Gene Ontology annotation, cellular component: membrane.